Messenger RNA from Suncus etruscus (white-toothed pygmy shrew), 763 nucleotides. RefSeq names its product zinc finger HIT-type containing 1 (gene ZNHIT1). The transcript has 5 exons. Gene Ontology annotation, cellular component: Swr1 complex. Gene Ontology annotation, molecular function: nucleosome binding. The record is from RefSeq and is a predicted model, not a curated record. Lineage: Eukaryota; Metazoa; Chordata; Mammalia; Eulipotyphla; Soricidae. The coding region runs from base 191 to 649 and encodes 152 amino acids. Gene Ontology annotation, biological process: chromatin remodeling.
GUGCAGUCAGGAGAAACCCUUGAGCAUUGCUGAGUGUGGCCCAAAACAACAAAAGAUUCUGAUUACUGGGACCAGAGUGAUAAGUACAGUGCGUAAGGCCUGCCUUACAUGUGGCUGACUGGGGUUCAAUCCCAUAUGGUUCCCUAAGCCUGCCUGGAGUGAUUCCUGAGCACAGAGCCAAGAGUAAGCCAUGAGCACCGUCAAAGUUCGCUCCCAGGACCCUGGGCAGCGGCGGGUGCUGGACCGCGCAGCCCGGCAGCGCCGCAUCAACCGGCAGCUCGAAGCCUUGGAAAACGACAACUUUCAGGAUGACCCGCAUGCCGGCUUCCCACAGCUUGGCAAGAGGCUGCCACAGUUCGACGACGAUGCGGACACAGGAAAGAAAAAGAAGAAAACUCGAGGGGACCAUUUCAAGCUGCGGUUUCGCAAAAAUUUCCAGGCAUUGCUGGAGGAGCAGAACCUGAGCGUGGCCGAGGGCCCCAACUACUUGACCGCCUGCGCUGGCCCCCCUGCCCGACCCCAGCGCCCCUUCUGUGCCGUCUGCGGCUUCCCCUCGCCCUACACGUGCGUCAGCUGUGGCGCCCGCUACUGCACUGUGCGCUGCCUGGGCACCCACCAGGAAACACGGUGCCUCAAGUGGACCGUGUGACCCCCAGUGAUGGCCCCAAAAGGUCAGGCUCCUCAGGACCCAGAGAACAACUGCCCCCCUCAGCCUGUGGGAACCUGCAUGUGCACUUGUAAUAAUAAAAGUUUUGUCAUGGAA